AUGAAAUCAACUUUAGAAUGUUUUUAUAAUCUACCAUGUAUGAUUGAAUUAGAUCGACAUUUUGAUUUAUCUCUUGGAUCAUCUUUUAAUUUUUCAAAUUUAAAUGAAAAUCUUAAUCCACCGAAUGAAACAAUUGAAACAAUUAUCAAUAAACUUAUGGUUGAUUCUUGGACAUCGAAUAUUUCAUUUUCUUCAUAUUAUAAUACAUGUUCUCCAUCAUCAUGUACGUAUGAAUACAUUAGUCAAAAUGCUUUGUUCUUUAUUAUAACAAUAAUUCUUGGCAUUUGUGGUGGUUUAUCUCUUGGAUUAAAACUACUUACUUUAAUUAUUCUUCGAUUUAUUAAGAAGACAAUUAAUAAUAAUUCUUUUAAUGGAUUUAUAACAAUGAUAAAAAAACUUAUUUAUUUGUAG
Rotaria sordida is the source of this 411-nucleotide messenger RNA. The record is from the annotation of a GenBank genome assembly. NCBI's taxonomy places the organism in Eukaryota, Metazoa, Rotifera, Eurotatoria, Philodinida, Philodinidae.